AUGGAGCACGCACUUCGUCCUACUAUUCACCAGUCGUCUCCUCUGGACACCCUCGUUCGCCGAACAUCUUCUCGCAGAGGCCCGUUGACUAUAGUAACUCCCGUAACUCCAAUCACUCCUCCAAGACCAGGAGACGCCACGGCGUCUGGAUGGGCUCAAGACUCGCCCAUCCUACAUACACGUUUCCGGACCUCCACUACCACAUCCCUUGCCUAUUCGGACCAUGGACGCUCUGGGAGCGAUGCACACUCAACAUUCUCGUGGGCGGCGAAGGAUGACUCUUUUUCUGAAGAUCAGCAGAGUCGCGGGCUGCAUCCUCUCGUAGGUGCUCGUCCGGGUCAGAACACCAGAGGCGAAAUACUGGUCGAGUCUGUUUACUCUCAAGUCAGCCACGACAGGUAUGCCCCAACCGGAUCGUAUCGCGACUCGUCUGGCACGCCUAAGCAGCGCGAGCCACCAUGGCAGCCGUCUGAGGAGGCUGUCCCUAUUGUUGUUGUCUCUGACGAGCCGGACCAGCAGUCAAUCUGCUCAGGAUGGCCGGCCGCGCCCAGUCCUCCUUCGCAGAGCAACACUGGUCGGAUGCCAUCUCGUGUGGAAGGUGGCAUCAACUUUUCGAGGCCUAAUCUGCCACAUGUGGACAGAUCGGAUGGACGCAAGCGCGAAGUCUUGCGACGAAAUCAGCAGCGAACAUCGCCCUCGCAGCCUGGCUCAUCACAUCAACCUGGGCGAUCCCCCCUUGGUCAGUACGAGCAACAUGCCGACUCGAGUCGGCCCUCCACGAGCAUGAGCAUGAACAGCCGUGAUACACCAUCCCCGCAACCUCCGUCGGUCAGAUCAGUCAGUCCAAACGCGUUCCACAAUCCCCGCUCUCAACCUCCCCACGCCGUCGAGAACAGUGCUGCUGACAUGCAACUGUCAGUCUCGUCGUCAACAUCGGCCCCUCCGCCGAGGCCACAGCGGCCGUCGCACCUAAGCCUGUAUUCGGCUUACUCAUAUUAUCCUCCGGAUGCCGUCGGAGCUCUCCCUCCAAGUCCAAAUGACCAAACUUCGCAGAAGUCACUAUCCCCCAGCAGUCUCAGUCCAAACUAUGUCCCCGGAUCACGAUCUCCUACAGCUACCUCAACGCCCCUUGCAACCGAUGUCAACAAUCCCCAUACGCCGCAGGACUAUUUGCAGCUUGGGAUCCAGCACCACGAAGCGAACCGACUCGUGGAGUCGGCAGUGUGCUUCGAAAAAAGCGCGACGCUGCAAGGCGGAUGUCCUGUAGGGAUGCUGAUGUGGGGGCUGACACAGCGGCACGGCUGGGGUUGCGCGAAGAGUGAACAGGCCGGAUUCCGUUGGCUGAGACGCGCUGCAGAAGUUGCUGUAGAGGACCUAGAGGGCUCGAGGCAAGGUAUGGAUGCCGGUGCUGUGAAGACGGAAUUGGUACUGGCAAUUUAUGAGGUCGGCCAGAGUUUCUUACGAGGAUGGGGUGUGGAGAAAGACAAGGCGAUGGGAGUUAGCUACUUCAGAGUGGCUGCUCGUCUUGGCGACCCAGAUGCCCAGCAAGAGCUCGCCUUCUGUCUUGCCAACGGGAAGGGAUGCAAGAAGGAUAAGAAGGAAGCAGCCAAGUGGUAUCGUGCCGCGGUCGCCCAAGGCGUGAGUGACGUUGGACUUGCAUGGAUAUACAAGGAAAAAUACCAAUGA
Messenger RNA from Fibroporia radiculosa, 1686 nucleotides. RefSeq lists its product as uncharacterized. The transcript has 4 exons. Gene Ontology annotation, molecular function: protein binding. Lineage: Eukaryota; Fungi; Basidiomycota; Agaricomycetes; Polyporales; Fibroporiaceae. The coding region runs from base 1 to 1686 and encodes 561 amino acids. The record is from RefSeq and is a predicted model, not a curated record.